Messenger RNA from Hevea brasiliensis (rubber tree), 3701 nucleotides. RefSeq lists its product as uncharacterized. Gene Ontology annotation, cellular component: AP-type membrane coat adaptor complex. The record is from RefSeq and is a predicted model, not a curated record. Bases 84 to 3446 code for a protein of 1120 amino acids. The transcript is spliced from 4 exons. Gene Ontology annotation, biological process: endosomal transport. NCBI's taxonomy places the organism in Eukaryota, Viridiplantae, Streptophyta, Magnoliopsida, Malpighiales, Euphorbiaceae.
AAAAACGUAACUACAAUUUCAGACCGAGCAUUGAAUGAUCUGAUCUUCAUGCCCAAUUCCUCCGAUUAUAGGGUUUCCAAGCCAUGACCGACAAGCCACCGGUGCUCAAGCCGCCGCUUUCAUCCCAAGACUGGGAUUCUCUAAUCGACGACUUCCAGCACGGCGGUGCUCGCCGCCAAAAAUGGACGGCGGCCCCUCAGUUCCUCUCCUCUUUCCUUGAUCACGCGCUCUCCUUCCUCCUUAAAAAGGACUUCCCUCUCAAAAUCCCUCUCCUUAUAUUCAUGGAAGAGUUUUCGGAAACCUUUUUCACCGACGAGUCCCAUUUGCUCCGCCUCCUCGACGCUCUUCGCUCCGUCGUCCAAGCUCCUUUGGAUGGGAUCUCCGUUACUUUUCUCUUGAAAGAGCAGUUCAUGAUCUCCACCACUUCAAUUUUUAUCUCCAUUGACGCGCUCAACAAGUUCCAGGCGCGGUGCACUGAGGGUUUGGCUGAGUUGCUUCUCACUGUUAUUCAUCGCCCCAACCAUGGAGUGGACCGCCAGACGCGAGCCAUUGCCUGCGAGUGCUUGCGUGAAUUGGAGAAGAGUUACGCAUGUUUGCUCUCUGGUAUUGCUGGCCAUUUGUGGAGUUUGUGUCAAAGUGAACGAACUCAUGCUUGUCAGUCUUAUCUUUUGUUGUUCACUAUGGUUGUUUAUAAUAUCGUAAAUCGGAAGUUGAAUGUUUCUGUUUUGAAUACUUCUGUGCCUUUGGUUCCUUUUAAUGUUCCUCAAUUAAUUUCCAAUGGUAAAGAGUUUGUGGGCUUGAAUUAUAAGGAGUUGAGGAGGGCUCUGGCGUUUCUGUUGGAAACGCCUCAGGUUUUGACUCCAUUUGGGAUGAUGGAGUUCUUGCAAAUGAUAAUGCCUGUGGCUGUGGCUUUGGAGUUGCAGGGCUCUAUGUUGAAAGUUCAGUUCUUUGGGCUGAUUUAUUCAUUUGAUCCUUUGUUAUGUCAUCUUGUUUUAGUUAUGUAUUCUCAUUUUCCUGAUGCAUUUGAUGGACAAGAGGUAGAGAUUGUCAAGCGAUUGAUGCUCAUUUCCAAGGAAACACAACACUAUUUGGUUUUCCGAUUGCUUUCCCUUCAUUGGUUGUUGGAUUUAUUAAGUAAAUUGAUGUUGAGUAGAGAGGGUAAAAAAUAUAAAUCUGUUGUUGACAUGGGUUUGAGAUUCUAUCCAGCGGUAUUUGAUCCACUGGCUUUGAAAGCAUUGAAGCUUGAUUUGCUUGCUUUCUACUCGAUAUAUCUUGAAGGUUUGAAACUAGAGGGUGGUUCUGGUGAGGAUUGUGAUGCUUCCAAGUCUGUCGUCAAGCUUAUUGAAGAUGGUCUUAUUUCAGUUUCAGCUUUCAAAUGGUUAUCUCCCUGGAGCACUGAAACUGCUGUUGCAUUCCGUGCCUUUCAUAAAUUUUUGAUAGGUGCUUCAUCUCAUUCUGACACUGAUCCUUCCCCAACUAGAACCCUGAUGAACUCCGUUAUCUUCCAUACACUGCAGGGGAUGCUGGUGGGUUUGACAUUGGAUAUUCUAAGGUUGGUCCCUGUUGUUGUUUCUUUCAUUGACCGUUUAUUAAGCUGCCAAAAGCAUUGUUGGUUGGGAGAGCGCCUACUUCAGUCGGUUGACAAGUAUUUGCUUCCAAAAGUCAAAAUAGAUUACCAAUUGGUUUCUUACUUCCCAGUAUUUGAUAGAAUAGCAGAAAAUAAUUCAAUACCUCCUUCGACAUUGCUAGACCUACUUACCAAGUUUAUGGUUUUCCUUGUUGAGAAACAUGGUCCCAAUACUGGACUGAAAUCAUGGUCGCAGGGAAGUAAAGUCCUUGGCAUUUGCCGAACUAUGCUGAUGCACCAUCAUAGCUCUAGAUUGUUCCUUGGAUUAUCUCGCCUUCUUGCAUUCACUUGUCUAUACUUCCCUGAUUUGGAGGUUCGAGACAAUGCAAGGGUCUACAUGCGAAUGCUAAUCUGCAUACCAGGAAUGAAGCUUAAAGGCAUACUGAAUUUUGGGGAGCAAUUACUUGGCAUUUCACCUUCUACGCAUUCUAGUUCUUUCUUCAAUGUUCCAUCUCCUCGACAUUAUCAGAAUUUCAAGAAAUCUAGGGGCAUCUCAUACUGCAUUCAUCUUGAGCGAAUGAUACCAUUGCUUGUUAAGCAAUGCUGGUCUUUGUCUUUGCCACCUUCGGAUAUUGGGUCUAGCAAACCUAGUCAUUUAGAGAGCAUUAUGGAUAGUGAACCUCAGGUUGAUUUAAGGGAGCUAGAUGUUAGUACAAGUUUUCUAGCAACCUCAGAAAUUGAAAGAACUAAUCAGUUGCAAGAGCCAUUACGUGUAAUGGAUUCAAAGAUUUCACAGAUCUUAGGGGUAUUAAGGAGUCACUUCUCAUGUAUUCCUGAUUUUAGGCAUAUGCCAGGGAUCAAGGUUAACAUAUCCUGCAUUCUGAGAUUUGAAUCUGAGCCUUUCAAUCACUUGUUUGGGGCUUCCUUCCUUACUAGUCCAGCAGAUGGAGUAGAUGCCCUUCCUUCCCUAUAUGCAAUUGUGCUCAAAUUUUCAUCCUCGGCACCAUAUGGGUCCAUUCCAUCUUAUCAUAUACCCUUCCUUCUUGGUGAACCCUCCAGGAACAAUCACAUCUCUUGCCCAUCAGUUUCACCCGACAUUGUUUCUGUGGAAAAUGACUUUGAAGAAGAGGAAAAUUAUAGAGCUCCUGUCACAAUUGAUUUGGAACCACGGGAACCUACACCUGGUCUUGUUGAUGCUUUCAUUGAAGCAAAUGUUGAAAAUGGCCAGAUAAUCCAUGGUCAGCUUCAAGGUAUUACAUUAGGUAUAGAGGACAUGUUUCUCAAGGCCAUUGUCCCAUCUGACAUCUCAGAACAUGCAGUAGCUGCAUAUUAUUCAGGAUUAUUUGAUGCUCUUUGGGAGGCUUGUGGACCUUCUGCUAACAUUGGGCGGGAGACAUUCCCAUUAAAAGGAGGCAAGGGUGUUGCAGCAAUCAAUGGGACCCGAUCGGUCAAGCUACUUGAAGUUCCUGCAGACUCUUUGAUUCGUGCAAUUGAACAGCAUUUGGCAUCCUUUGUUGUUCGUGUGAUUGGAGAACAUCUCGUUAACAUGGUGAAGGACAGGGGAAUCAUCAAAGACAUCAUAUGGAAGGAUGCUGCAUCAGAUUCUUUUCUUGUUAGUACUGCCUCCUCACUUACUGGUUUAGAUCAAGGUCCACUUCAUCUGACAUAUUUUAAUGAUGGAGAAGAGAGAGAAACUCAGGUAAAUGGCUAUAAAAGAAGGAUGGGUUGCAUUCUUUUGUUGAUAUUUCUUCCACCAAGGUUCCAUCUUCUUUUCCAAAUGGAAGUCUCUGAUAUUUCAACCUUGGUUCGAAUUAGAACCGAUCACUGGCCAUGCUUAGCAUAUGUUGAUGAUUAUUUGGAGGCUUUAUUUUUGACAUAGAGAUUAUUUUUGCACAAAAGGAGGGUAAUUUUUUGACACCUCAAAAAUAAACUGUUGUGUAAAUACCCCCUGCAAGUGAGUCCCUCCCUUUUUGUAUUCUUUCAAUGUGUCCAAAAUCUAAGAAAUGCUUUUAAUUUUUGGCCAUCUUCAUUUUCUGUAGCAAACUUGGAAGUUUAUAGUUUAUUUGUAAAGCUAGUUCAUUGUAUUAUAUUAUUUAUGUAUUCAUUGAUUAGUCAUUAUGAUUGUUACUCUUAA